Messenger RNA from Dibothriocephalus latus, 396 nucleotides. Lineage: Eukaryota; Metazoa; Platyhelminthes; Cestoda; Diphyllobothriidea; Diphyllobothriidae. The record is from the annotation of a GenBank genome assembly.
AUGCUUGCUGUGUUGGUUGUGGCGGAGGAGGAGGAGGAGGAAGGAGAAGGAAGAGAAAGAUGUGGUUGUGAUGAUGAUGAUGAUGAUGACGACGACGAUGAGGAUGAUGAUGGUGAUGCUUAUGGUGAUGGUGAUGGUGGUGGUGUAGAAAAAGAAGACGAAGAAGAAGAGGAAGAAGAAGGAGGAAGGAAUACAACGAUGACGGCGUCGUCAUCGUCGAUUAAGACAGAAAAAGGGAUAAAUUCGUGUAAUAAAACAGCUUACUUGGCCCUUUCUUGCUCAAGGUUUGCAGCUAUAUUCUCCAUUUCUGCGAUGAGAUUGUCUUCGCGCAUUUUGGCCAUAUUCUCGCGUGCCUCCAAGCGACUGUCGUUCUCCAUGGUCUUGGAUUGCAGCUAA